CUUCAGUCACGAAAGUUGCAAAGAUGCCUUGGACGAUGGCUAACUAGCAAGCGCAUAUUUGGUCAGCGAUAAAUAGUAUUAAAAUUGAACGUUCGGCUCGAAUGCGGAUCACCAUUCAUAAUCUCCCGUUGAACUGGCAUGGCGAUGAAAAAGGAAAUGGUCCAUGAAGACUGCUGGCUGCUGAGAGAGUGGCUGCUCCACCCGGGACAUCAUCAGGGCCUGGAGCUCAGAUAACACCUCCGAACUGGCCAGUGUUUUAUUAUCUUGGUGGACCUGGUGCUGCUUAAUCUAUCCACCCAUCCAAGUUGCUGCAUCUGAGAUGCUGUUAGAUGAGCCAUGAUCCCCAUCACUGAGCUGCGGUACUUUGUGGACACACAGCCAGCGUACCGCAUCCUGAAACCAUGGUGGGAUGUGUUCACCGACUACAUCUCCAUUGUUAUGCUCAUGAUUUCGGUGUUUGGCGGCACACUUCAGAUCACCCAGGACAAGAUGAUCUGCCUUCCCUGCAAAUGGAUCGUCAAUGAAACCUGUAAAAAGAACUUCAGCUCCACCCUGUCCACAUCCUCCCUACUAGAACCGAAAGGGAUCCAGUACAAUCUGGACCGCCAUCAGUACAAUUACGUUGAUGCAGUGUGCUAUGAAAAUAAGUUGCACUGGUUCGCCAAGUACUUUCCCUAUUUGGUAUUACUCCACACUCUUAUUUUUCUAGCCUGUAGCAACUUUUGGUUUAAAUUUCCUCGGACUAGCUCCAAACUAGAACACUUUGUAUCCAUCUUGCUUAAAUGUUUUGACUCUCCAUGGACAACAAGGGCACUGUCGGAGACAGUGGUUGAAGAAAGCGAUCCCAAACCAAUGAAGAUGAAUGGAUCGUUUGACCACAAGGCUUCUGUGAUAAGUGAGGAUGUUGAAGCAAGCGUUCCAAUGAUUCAGAAAACAAAGACGCGUUUUGAGCAAGGCAUCGUUGAUAGGACUGAAACGGGAGUUUUGGACAAGAAAGAAGGAGAACAGGCAAAAGCCCUGUUUGAAAAAGUAAAGAAGUUCCGUAUCCACGUGGAAGAAGGAGACAUCGUGUACAGAUUAUACAUCCGCCAGACUAUCAUCAAAGUAAUCAAGUUCAUUUUAAUUAUCUGCUACACGGGGUAUUAUGUUCAAGACAUUCAGUUUAAUGUGGACUGCUCUGUGAAUAUAGAAAACCUGACUGGUUACAGAGUGUACCACUGUGCUCAUCCACUGGCGACACUUUUUAAAAUCUUGGCGUGUUUCUACAUUUGCUUAGUGGUCGUGUAUGGACUUAUCUGCAUGUACACACUCUGCUGGAUGCUGCGGCGCUCUCUGAAGAAGUACUCCUUCGAAUCUAUCAGGGAAGAGAGCAGUUACAGCGAUAUACCCGACGUGAAGAAUGACUUUGCAUUUAUGUUGCACAUGAUAGACCAGUAUGAUCCUCUGUACUCCAAACGUUUCGCUGUGUUCCUCUCAGAAGUCAGUGAAAAUAAGCUGAGACAGCUCAACCUGAACAAUGAGUGGACGCUUGACAAGCUCAGGCAGAGGAUAACCAAGAACUCUCAGGAGAAGUUGGAGUUGCACCUGUUCAUGCUGAGCGGCAUUCCAGAUACGGUGUUCGAUCUGAUGGAGUUGGAGGUUCUCAAACUGGAGCUUAUCCCAGAUGUUACCAUCCCACCAAUCAUUGCGCAGCUCGUCAACCUCAGAGAGAUGUGGCUCUAUCACACUCCAGCCAAAAUCGAAGCUCCCGCCUUGGCUUUUUUGCGAGAGAACCUCAAGUCUCUUCACAUCAAGUUCACCGACAUUAAAGAAAUUCCUUUAUGGAUUUACAGUUUAAAGAACCUCAGUGAGCUUCAUCUCACAGGGAACCUGAGUGCUGAGAACAACCGUUACAUUGUCAUCGAUGGGCUCCGCGAGCUCAAGAGGCUCAAAGUUCUCCGCCUGAAGAGCAACCUCACCAAGCUACCUCAAGUUGUGACCGAUGUGGGUUUACACCUCCAGAAGCUCUCCAUCAACAAUGAAGGCACCAAGCUGAUGGUGCUGAACAGCCUGAAGAAGAUGGUGAACCUUACCGAGCUGGAGCUCAUUCGCUGUGACCUGGAGCGCAUUCCUCACUCCAUCUUCAGUUUGCACAACCUACAGGAGAUUGAUCUGAAGGACAACAACCUAAAGACCAUCGAGGAGAUAAUCAGCUUCCAGCACCUUCAUCGGCUGGUGUGCUUAAAGCUCUGGUACAACCAGAUCGCCUACAUUCCCAUUCAAAUUGGCACUCUGACCAACCUGGAAAAGCUGCAUCUGAACAGAAACAAGAUUGAGAAGAUUCCCAGCCAGCUGUUUUAUUGCCGGAAACUACGAGUCUUGGACUUGAGCCACAACAACUUGACAUACAUUCCAACAGACAUUGGUUACCUUCAGAAUCUACAGUACAUGGCAGUGACAGCCAACCGGAUCGAGACACUGCCAAAUGAGCUGUUCCACUGCAAAAAGCUUCGCACCUUGAACUUGGGGAACAACUGCCUCCAGUCCCUCCCAUCGCGCUUCGGAGAGCUGACCGCACUGACUCAGCUGGAGCUCAGAGGAAACCGUCUGGAGUGUUUGCCCGUGGAGCUGGGAGAGUGCAGACUGCUGAAGAGAAGCGGUCUUGUGGUCGAAGAGGACCUCUUCAACACGCUGCCCACCGAAGCCAAGGAGCAGUUGUGGAAAGCUGACAAAGAACAAGCAUGAGCUCGUUGGUGAGGAAACCAAACGAUGCUGCACGCUUUGGUCAGGAUACAGAGUGGAAGCCCAUGGUGUCCCUGAGGCACAAAGAAACAGGAUGUGCUCCCGCUUCAGUGUUCUGCCAGUAAAGUUAGGUAUUAAACCAGUGCCAGUUUAGCAGAGCAAAUGCUGACUCUGGCAUCUGCUGCUUGUUCUUUUUAUUUCUCUUUUGUAAAACCGCCGAGGCCAGUGCCAUUAUGAUCUCGAUCUUUUGUUUACAGUAUCAUUUUGUGGUAUUAAUGGUUUAGAGGAAAAAACUGCAAAAAGAAAACUACUGGCCAACUGAAUAUAUGUGGGCUGUUCUGAAUUCCAAAAUAGUUCCCUAUUCAUACUUUUUUUUUUUUUAAAUAUCAUGUUUACUCUUGGGGGUUUAUGUGAACAACCAAAGCUAAAUUGCCAACCUUACAAGUAAACACUUUUCUACAAGGUGUAGCAGUGUUGUAUCCCUUGUACAACACUAACGUUAACCUAAUUACGACACGGAUCAAAGUGUUUCUGCUCUGCAUUGUGGGCCCUGGUUCUCGGAUACCUUUGCUGACUUGGCUGGUAAAGUCUUGAAAAUAUGAUAUGAAACACAUUAGAGGUAACUGAAAGUGCUGUAGUCAGAGAUAUAAAGUUGUUUUUAGGGACAUUUUGGUGGCGUUACUGCAGCAAAAUGGUCGGUCAGACUUGGAUUGAGGUUUGAAGAUAAUUUGGAUUUUUGACCUCAUUCUGAAGCUAUUUGUGUUCUUGUCCUCAAGUUUAAGGAUAAAUCUUUCCACAAAAUGUUACUUAAAGAGGCAUCAUUAAGGAAUGUUUUGUACAACUAAGACUCAGGGCCUGUUGGGUUUUUUUUAGGUGGAGUGGAUCAAAUUCUGUUUGGUGUGCUGUGUUUGUAUUUAAAAAAAAAGAAAAUUAAAAUGUAAGUAGAUGUCGAACAAAAGUUGUUUAAGAAUUUGUGACUUUUGAAGUCGGAUUUAGUGGAGAGAAUGAGAACAUUUAGUAUCUUACUUGCUGUAGAUGCUGAUAACAUUUUAGAGAAGAAGCUUGGAUUAUUUGAUCGGGGUGAUUUGUCCAUUAGGAAGAGUAGUUGUCUUGUGAUCUAAAAGUUGUGGGUUUGAUUCCAGGAUCUGCCACUUAAAAGGCACUUAACCACAAACACUUUGAGUCGUAGGUAUAACUUGAAAAGCACUGCAUAAAUUCAAUCCAAUUAUAGUUAAGCUAACAUCCAUCAGGGCUGAGCCAAGGAAACAUUUUGGGAAGAUAAAUAUUUUAUAGCAGUGUAUAAUUUGCACAUCGUCACUUUUGUGAAACACUUCCUUUACGUAAAAAGAAAAACAUUGCUUCAAAUUAAUUAAUAAAGAAAUUGUAGGGUUAGCUGUCUUAACAGUUAGGGUUUGUCUUUGUUGUGUGGUUUGGAGUUGCGUAGGUAUCUACAGCAGGUCUGACUCUUGAAUCGUCAGCUCCUAGGACUGACUCUUAAAAGCUUUUCUGUACCUUGAUACCGUCACACAGGCCCAGUCCUAAUUCAUACAGAUAGAAAUUUUGUUUUAUGUCAUCCUUGAGUCCAAAUAAUUAUUUUGAGCCGUCAGCACUCCAUUUCAUUUCUUAUAGAAGGGGGAUACGCCUGCCCUUUUAUGUUGCUCUUCUGUGUAACUCGUGUCAUUUUUACUCAUUCAGCUAUUACUACAUUUGGCACCAGUAGUUACUUUUGCAGCUAAGCUAGACAUUUCAUAAUAUUGCAUUCUUGCUUUGUUACAAUACCGGUCAUAACUUUAUUUUUCAUAUAAGCUAACAAGUAAAGGUUUGGAAAUCUAACUUGAGUUUGUUGACAUAAAAUGUACAAAAUUCAUUUAUUGUUCACUUUUUUUUCUGUCACAUGGAUCUCAUGUUUAUGUACCCAAUUAUGUUGUUUUAAUUUAAGGUUGUUUUUUUUUCUCAACUGUUGUAAGUGUUCAAAUUGAAGUAAAAAUUGUUUUUUAUGUUUGAAGGUCACUUUUCUAGGGUUUCUAAUAUUAAAACAAGAAAAAAAACUUUGUAGCGAUUUGGUGUUUCAUGAAGUGAAGCAGUCAGGGAAGACGGUGAAAAAACAUUCAAAUAGCAGUCUACAAUAUUUCAACUCUGCUGAGAAGUAUGAAACAUAUUUUAAGCCAUGUGCAUCUAAUUCAGUAGCAUGUGUAGUUACGAUAAAUUGUGCAAUAUUGCCUUCAUUUAAACUAAAUGUGGGUUUUACAGGUUUGGGGGCAUCGACAUCCUUUUUGAUGCACUUUUUUUGUUGUUUUUUACAGGGAUUUAAAAUAUUGUAGGUGAAGUAGGUCAUUUAAAAUUCUGUUUUUCUGGAGAAUGCUUUUGCACUCUAGCACCUUUUCCCACAAUGUUACAUUUUGCAAAUGCAGUAAUGGCACAAAACUAACAUAUACGAGAUGCAUUGUGUGCGUUUGUCUUGCUCUUGGGUGAUUGCAUACCAGGAAAACAAAGUGUGUAAAUUAGGAUUCAUUACCUUUAAAACUUACAACAUGUGUUGGACAUAGUCCUCUUACUAAGACAAUCAACAUUUUUGACCAAGUGUAAAAUAUAAAGUGAAGUUGUGAGUAAACAUUUCCCAUAGUUUGCUUGGAUAGUCAUCUGUGUAUAGACUCCGUUUGUCUCAUUCUCUUUUUUUCUUUAAACUGUUUGUAACUUUUCUUGUAUUAUGUCAGGUAUUAUACUGAAAUAGUUUCUCAGGAAUCCAGGUAGAAAUCUUCUUUUUCUAUUGGUUGCCUAUUUCUUUUUUUUUUUUCACUUUUUGUAAUACACAUGAUUUUUGGUUUAGAUCUAAACUGUUAGGAACUUUUUGUGUCUUGUUUCCAUUAUUUUUUAAAGAUGUUUUGAAAAAACAAAACCCUUGGCUUAAUAAUUAACUACAUUUUUACCAUUGAUCAUGUAUAAACUAUCUACUUUUUAGAUGUGUUGUAUUACAAAGGACAAGUAUGUGUGUUUGAAUUAUAGAGCUUUCUCCUGUUGUUCAUGAUAGUUUUUUUUUGUGGGUACAAAAAUCAUCAUCAAUGUUUCUCUUUUCCAAUAAGAUGUGCUCAUUCAGUUUUAUUGAGUAACUUUUUGUUGCCAAAACAUGAAAAAAAAAAGAAUCCUGAAUAUUUUUUUGCAACAGUAUCAUUAUUCAUGCUAUAGUGUCUUGCUGUUUUAUUUAAACUUGCUUCUCUUUUUCUUGUGUACCACCCAGAACAACAAAAUAAACUAGGUUGAAAAA
Messenger RNA from Poecilia reticulata (guppy), 5983 nucleotides. RefSeq names its product leucine rich repeat containing 8 VRAC subunit Ab (gene lrrc8ab). Lineage: Eukaryota; Metazoa; Chordata; Actinopteri; Cyprinodontiformes; Poeciliidae. The record is from RefSeq and is a predicted model, not a curated record. Gene Ontology annotation, molecular function: protein binding. Gene Ontology annotation, cellular component: cytoplasm.